Plenodomus lingam JN3 is the source of this 909-nucleotide messenger RNA. RefSeq lists its product as uncharacterized. The record is from RefSeq and is a predicted model, not a curated record. Lineage: Eukaryota; Fungi; Ascomycota; Dothideomycetes; Pleosporales; Leptosphaeriaceae. Gene Ontology annotation, cellular component: cytoplasm. Gene Ontology annotation, biological process: 'de novo' IMP biosynthetic process. Gene Ontology annotation, molecular function: phosphoribosylaminoimidazolesuccinocarboxamide synthase activity.
AUGUCUUCCGAGGCAAUCGUCAACAUCGACAUCCAGGGUAAACUGCCCAAAGUCGCUUCUGGCAAAGUCCGCGAUCUGUAUGCGAUUGACGAUGCGACACUUCUUUUUGUCGCAAGUGAUCGAAUUUCAGCUUACGAUGUGAUCAUGGAGAAUGGUAUCCCAGGAAAAGGCGCACUCUUAACCGCAAUGUCAAUCUACUGGUUCAACUACCUACCCACCCAAGUCCCAGGCCUCAAAACCCAUUUCCUCAGCAACGACCUCCCGGCCCCCCUUUCUUCUCUCCCUGAAGCAGCAUCGCUCAAAGGCCGAAGUAUGCAGGUUCGCCGUCUCCGCAUUCUGCCCAUUGAAUCCAUUGUCCGUGGCUACAUCACGGGAUCGGGCUGGUCCGAGUACAAAAAGUCGGGCACCGUAAAUGGAAUCGCGCUACCCAAGGGUCUCCUCGAGGGCCAGAAACUGCCAGAGCCGCUGUGGACACCGAGUACCAAGGCAGAACUCGGGGGAAAAGAUGAGAACAUUUCUCCGGAGCAGGCGCGGAAGACUAUUGCAGAUGAGAAUGUUGCUGCCAAGGUGGAGGAGCUGUCGUUGGCGAUUUACAAGGCUGCUGCGGCGCGCGCCGAGGCGGUGGGUAUUGUGCUUGCCGAUACGAAGUUUGAGUUUGGUCUGGAUGAGGAGGGCCAGGUAGUGCUUGUUGAUGAGGUGUUGACGCCAGAUAGUAGUCGUUUCUGGCCCAAGGAUACGUGGGAGCAGAAUCUGGGACGCGCGCAGCCAAGCUUCGACAAGCAGUUCUUGCGAGACUGGCUGACGAGCAAUGGCUUGAAGGGUAAGGAGGGAGUAACGGUGCCGCAGGAUAUUGUGGAGAAGACCGCGGCGAAAUACCGCGAAGCGUAUGAGAAGAUCACUGGACAGUAG